AUGGAGAGUUCCGCGGGAACCGGCGAGGCGAUCCACGGUGCUCCGGAUGCGUCCCUCACGAGGUCUCCCCAGCCGGAGCCUGUCUGCGACCAACACUCGCUUCCUCUCUCGCGCUCCUCGUCGCUUUUACAACAGAAACGCUCCUCGCUGCCGCCGCGAACCCGUUCUGGCGCCCGACACGCCAAACGGCUGACCCUGAACUUCCCCAUCAACAUCCCGCUAGACCAGCCGCCGGCUGCAGCUGCCGACCCCCUUGCCUCACCUGAGUCCAUGACCCCCGUCACUCACUCGUCCACUCGGCCCUCUCCAGCACUGCCUGUAGGCACCCCUCUCCCCUUCGACACGGACGACGAUGGCUACGACUUCCUCCGAGCCAUCGCCUCCCAGGAGCGGAGAGUGAUGGAGCUGCGGGAAGAGCUGAAUAGGGCCGAGACCGAACUGUCCACCCUCAAGAAGCAGUGGGCGCUGUCCGAGAAGUCCAAGAAACGCACCGAAAUCAAUCACCACGCUGAACCAUUGCUGCCGCUUCGCUCGCCCGAGUUUAGCGGAUCCGAUCCGUCAAAUGCCUCGUUGCACCUUCGGGAGCAAAGCAUGAGCUCGGUGGGGAGCUCGUCGGUUUCACAGGAGCGACGCAGCCGUGAGCUGGAGCUGGAGCGGCGCACGAGCUUGCGUGCCGCCGCGAAUCCUCCCAAGGGCACCACGAUCUCUGCCAAUGGUCGCCGUGUGUUCCAGGGCUCUCAUGCUCGAACGCUCUCUCUCUUGUCCCCCGUCACAGCUCCCAGUCCCUCCAGCGACGGUCCUGGACCGGUCGAAGUGGAUCGCGUGGGACGCACCCCACGCUCAGCAACCCUCCCCUCAGUCGAGCGCAACUCCGUUGCCAGUAUCGGAAUGCCGACCGAUGAGAGUCAAGUGCCGGAGCAUGUGCUGGCUCAGUGGCGCAAGACGAUGCCGCCGCCCUCACGCGAGGCUCUCAUGCGCACUGGCAAGCAAAUGGCCUCCGAUCUUCGUGAGGGGCUGUGGACGUUCUUCGAGGAUAUUCGACAAGCAACGGUGGGCGAAGAAGGCAUCAACGCAACGGAAUCGCGCACCAUGUCUCCGAAUUCAUUAGCUCCGCCAACCUCCCGCAAACGAGAUUCACUACAGGCCAAAUCGCGCAGCCGGGACCGGUUAUCGGCCGUGGGGAAUAAGUCAUCACGAUCAUCAUCAUCGUCAUCGUCGCGGGGUAGGGGCCCAGCGGCCGAGACAACAUCUGGUAAAGACACCACGCCGGCAGACAUCUCCAAGUCAUUCUGGCACGAAUUUGGCGUUGAUUCACCAGCGCAGAUGUCGCCCGGCGCUCGUCGCAGCCCCACCAACAACACCGCCAACGACACGAUACCGCGGGGCGAGAACGAACCCGAGCACCCCGAUCACCGCUCCGGCAGUCCAGUCGAAACGGAGGAUGAUACGAUGGACAAUUGGGACAUGUGGGAUACACCGCUACCAGCGGCCAAGAUGAAGCAUACACCCUCAUCGAGCCGGUCGACGGUCGAGUCCUCGAAGCACGAUCAAUCCCCCACAACACAGGGCAGCAGUCCUCGUACGAGUGCUAGUUUCGGUGACUGGAACCCGAGCAUCGCCGCGCCUGAUCCCGGCGUGACCGAAGGCAUUCCCUGGCCUGCCAUCACCAAGCUGGCCCCAUCUAAGCUCCAGCGAACCGCCUCGAAUCUCAUGGCGGAAUGGGAGCGAAGCCUGUCGCCUUCCCCGGAGCGUCAAAGCUCCGUUGCUUCUUCCAAGAGCAGCAAAAAGGACUGA
Messenger RNA from Penicillium argentinense, 1794 nucleotides. Its product is annotated as DUF4048 domain-containing protein. NCBI's taxonomy places the organism in Eukaryota, Fungi, Ascomycota, Eurotiomycetes, Eurotiales, Aspergillaceae. The transcript is spliced from 2 exons. The coding region runs from base 1 to 1794 and encodes 597 amino acids. The record is from RefSeq and is a predicted model, not a curated record.